Insectozyma verbasci is the source of this 1947-nucleotide messenger RNA. The record is from the annotation of a GenBank genome assembly. NCBI's taxonomy places the organism in Eukaryota, Fungi, Ascomycota, Pichiomycetes, Serinales, Debaryomycetaceae.
AUGAAUUCUUUUAUAAGAUACUUUAUAUUCAUUUUAAUACUUUUAUCUAUUUUUAUUGAAAUUUUCAAAUUGUCAUUAUUUAAAUCAAAUAAGUUAAUUGCUACUUUGUCAACUUCAUUAUUUAUAUUAUUUUCAUUAUAUUAUAUAUCAUCAUCAUUAAUUAGUGAAAAAUUUAAAGAUUAUUAUAAUAUCCCUCAAAUUUUUAAUAAAAUAAUGAAUUCAAGAUUUAUAAAUAGAAGUGGUAUAAAUCGAUUUAGUAGUAAAAACCAAUCAAAAGAAACAAAAUUUGCUAUAAAAAAUGGUGGUGAAAUUGGUGGUAUAAGUAAUGAUGGUAAUACAUGUUUUAUGAAUUCUGUAAUACAAUCUUUAGCAAGUUCAAGAGAAUUAAAUAAAUUUAUAAAUUCUUAUCUAUAUUCAGAAAUUGAAAUUGAUAAUGGUGGAGAGAUUAUAAAAAUGAAAUCAAAUCAACCUAAAUCUGAAUUAAUUUUCACAAAUGCUUUGAAAAAUUUAUUAGAUGCCGUUAAUGGUAAAUAUGGUAUUAAGGGAAAAGAAUUUUCAACAAAACCAUUAUUAAACAAAAUGCCCAAUGGUCCAAAACAAAACUUUUUCAGUGGAUAUAAUCAAGAAGAUGCACAAGAGUUUUAUCAAUUAGUAAUGAAUUUAUUAGAAAAAGAAUUUAAAACGAUGAAUUCUUCAAGAUUACCAACCCCUGAACCAGAAGAAAAACCAAGGAAAUUUGUUGAUAUUAGAGAGGUUAAAGAAGUUAUUAGUGGUUGUAAAUCUUUAGGUAAAUUGGGUACUGUUUAUGUUCCAGCAACUCAAGUUGAUUCAAAUUUAGAAGAUGCAAAUAAUAAAUUAAUGCCAUUGGAAUUAGUUACACCCGUUGACGGUAUAUCUGCGGAAAGAAUUGGUUGUUUAACAUGUGGUGAAGUUGGAGGUAUUCGAUAUUCAGUAAGUUCGGGUUUAAGUUUAAAUUUGCCACAAAAUAAUAAUAAUUAUUAUUCAAGUUUUAAUUUAUUACAAUUAUUAAAUGAAUAUAUUAGUCCAGAAAGUAUAGAAGACGUAAAUUGUAAUCGAUGUGGUUUAAUACAAACUAAAACAUUUAUAGAAGAUACAUUACAAGAAUUGAAAAGUAAAGAUAAUAAUGAAAAAAUCAUUGAACAAUUUGAAAAUAGAUUGAGGUUAAUCAAUGAAGAACUCGUGAAACCACAUAUAACAGAUGAAAUAUUUGAAAAAUUAACAAUUAAAAAGCAAAUUAAAAAACUGAAGAAAUCAAAACAAAUAUUUAUGGAUAGACCACCCCCAUUAUUAUGUAUACAUAUAAAUCGAUCAGUAUUUGAUCCAAGAACAUAUAUGAUUGUUAAAAAUCCAAGUAAUGUAUCAUUUCCUGCAAAAUUAAAUUUAUCUCCGUAUAUAGUUGAACCUAAUGAUAUAAAUAUGGAUGCAAGAUUACCAUUCAGGAAACAAGAUGAAGAAGAGGAAGAAGAAGAUGAAGAAAAAGAUACUUCAAAUGAUUUAUUUUAUAAUUUAAAAGCUGUUAUAUCUCAUUAUGGUACACAUAAUUAUGGUCAUUAUAUAUGUUAUAGAAAAUUAAGAGGUACAUGGUGGAGAAUAAGUGAUGAAUCAGUAUACGUAGUCAGAGAAGAAGAAGUUUUAAAUGGUCAAGGAACAUUUAUGUUAUUUUAUGAAUAUGAUGAUGGUUAUAAAGAAAUAUUAAUGGAUGUAAGUGAUGAAGAAGAAGAAGAAGAAAAGGAGAAAGAAGACGAGAAAGAAGAGGAUAUAAAUCAAGUUAAUGAAACAACAAAGGAAAUAAAUCGAGCUGAUUCAGAAGAAAGUGAACCACUUCCAGCCACAGAACAUCAAGAAAAUUUAAGCAAUAAUGAAGAUGAUUCAAUAUCUACUCAUUCUAUAGAUUUUAACAUUGCUGAAGCUCAGGUUCAUUUAUAA